AAGAGCAAGUCGCAGAAUCCCUUAUAAAGUUUUUUCUUUCCACUUUCAAGGGUGUAUGACACUAGGAAGAAGCAGUCUGUGAUGAUAAGAGUCUGAGGCUGAAUUACACCCACUUUAGGUCUCUCAUUAGUGAGCUGCUGGCAUGAAUGCGGAGCUGUGUUGUACAUUGAGAUGACUGUGACAGCAUGCUGAGAUGAUGAGUGUCUGAGAACUGUCACACCUGUAGCUGCAGUGCAGACAGAAGAGUGGAGGAACCUGCAGAGAGUACAGGUCCAUGUGAGCAGAGAGGCAGGUGCUCCUCUCCAUGCGCAUCUGCUAGUACAGCUCAUCAUUCACAAGGAGUGAGAUGGUAUCUCCAGCACUGAUUCUGUGCAUUCAGCACCAGCAGCAAUAAUCAGGUAAGGUGGGGUAUCUGGCUACACGUGUUGUCUGAGCAUGCAGAGGUCAGCCUCACCUACCUCCUGGUCAGUCUGGCUCUUCUGCUCCCUGCUGCUGUCUCUGGCACAGGGGACACUGGUGGAAAGUAGCAGAAGAGCCGGCAUGGACAGUGGCUUCUUGUACCGGCGCCUGAAGAACCACGAGAAGAGGGAGAUGCAGAAGGAGAUCCUGUCCGUCCUGGGAUUGCCCCACAGACCGAGGCCAAUGCAUGGACUUACCCCUGCUCAACAGUACCACCCUGGGAAACUUAACUCUGCUCCCCUCUUUAUGCUGGACCUGUAUAAUUCCAUGUCUGGCCAGGAACAGGGAAUGGAUAGCAAAGGUUGGUCACACAGGACCACUCAUCACAGCCACCAGGUGAAGGGCCUCCUGAACACCCCUCUGGCAAGCGAGCAGGACAGUGCCUUCCUCACGGAUGCUGACAUGGUCAUGAGCUUUGUCAACCUGGGGCUCUUGGAGAUCACUGGUACGAUGGCAGGAAAAGAUAAUAGCUAUACCACAUCUUUAGCUAGUGUGAUCACAGGCGUGGAAGUUGAAUAUGACAAGGAGCUGUCACCUCGUCUAAGACAUCAUAAAGAAUUCAAAUUUAAUUUAUCCCAGAUACCUGAGGGAGAAGCAGUGACAGCUGCUGAAUUCCGCAUAUACAAGGACUGUGUACUGGGCAGCUUUGAGAACCAGACUUUUUUAAUCAGUAUAUAUCAAGUCUUAACACAGCACAAAAACAGGGACUCUGAUUUUUUUCUGUUGGAUACCCAGACAGUUUGGGCUUCUGAAGAAGGAUGGCUGGAGUUUGACAUUACUGCAACAAGCAAUUUAUGGGUAAUGAAUCCACAACACAAUCUUGGACUACAACUGUGUGUGGAAACCAGAGAUGGUCAGAAUAUAAACACAAGAGCUGCAGGUUUGGUUGGCAGAGACGGUCCAUAUGACAAGCAGCCGUUCAUGGUUGCUUUUUUUAAAGCAAGCGAGGUUCACCUGAGGACAGCAAGAUCUGCAACAAGUAAACGCAAGAACCCAAAUCGUAACCGCUAUUCUCAAUCACAAGAUGUAUCAAGAGUAUCCAGUGUGAUAGAUUACAACAGCAGUGACCUUAAAACAGCAUGUCGGAAACACGAGCUCUAUGUUAGUUUUCAAGACUUGGGAUGGCAGGACUGGAUAAUAGCACCAAAAGGCUAUUCUGCAAAUUACUGUGGCGGAGAAUGCUCAUUCCCACUCAAUGCCCAUAUGAAUGCCACAAACCACGCUAUUGUGCAGACUCUGGUCCACCUUAUGAAUCCCGAAUACGUCCCGAAGCCAUGCUGUGCUCCAACCAAGCUAAACGCCAUCUCAGUGCUUUAUUUUGAUGACAACUCCAAUGUCAUACUGAAGAAAUACAGGAACAUGGUGGUGAGAGCAUGUGGCUGUCACUGAGUGCCAAUCUCCAGAGAGGUUAGAAGAAAAAGGAGUGAGGACCAUCCAACACAAGCACUCUCAUUUCAUUACGCAUUGCUAACAAUGACUGAAAAAUUCAGCAGGAAGAUGGGCAAUACUAAUAGAGGUCAGCUAUGUGUAUUACAUGUACUCACACUGUGCACACGGGAUGGUCCUUUAACUGCAAGAUGAACAAGAGUGAAAUGGAAUCUUCCAAAAUGAAAUGUUGCUAAUUCAUUAUUAGUUAGCUUGGAUCAAGCUGUGUUUCUAUUAAAAUAAUAUUUAUAUAUAUGA
This is a messenger RNA of Pseudophryne corroboree (corroboree frog), 2142 nucleotides long. It is a transcript of the gene BMP6, whose product is annotated as bone morphogenetic protein 6. Gene Ontology annotation, biological process: BMP signaling pathway. Lineage: Eukaryota; Metazoa; Chordata; Amphibia; Anura; Myobatrachidae. Bases 436 to 1848 code for a protein of 470 amino acids. The transcript has 8 exons. Gene Ontology annotation, cellular component: extracellular region. The record is from RefSeq and is a predicted model, not a curated record. Gene Ontology annotation, molecular function: growth factor activity; cytokine activity.